Molecule: messenger RNA, 1268 nt
Organism: Aedes albopictus (Asian tiger mosquito)
Lineage: Eukaryota; Metazoa; Arthropoda; Insecta; Diptera; Culicidae
Product: store-operated calcium entry regulator STIMATE
Cellular component (GO): membrane
Source: RefSeq, a predicted model, not a curated record
GUCAGAGACAGACGGAGAGACGGAAAAGAAGUUCCAUCACCAAAAGUGCAUCAUCUUAUUUUUUGUGUGGAUUUUUGUGUUUGAUAAUCGUGCUAAAAUCGUAUCGAAUCAGUUCCUAGUGUCGGCAGUCGUAUCGGUGUGAAAACGAACGGGAACGUAACAAGUGAAUCGGAUGUCCCGGAUUUUGCUACGACCAUGAAGACAGUGCUCUGUUGGAGCCAUUCUCGAUACAAUCUAGAAGGGGCUAGCAGUGCUUCUGACGACGACAAGGUAGUUCGAAGACGAGUGUGACGUCUGCGACUUCGUAAUGUCCGUCCAAAUCCGUCGACGGCGAAAGAUUCUAUGAUUGUGCGGUGGGAUGAUUAUUGGAUAAAGUUCAUAGCCGCAACUGAUUAUUGGAUGUGAAGAGUUUUGUGUUCGUUUUUACCAUAUCAACCUGAAGUGUUUUGCACAAAAUUCUGUGCAAUUUGAUAUCAUUCAGUGCCCUACGGAGAAGAACCAAGAAGAUAGUGCUGGAACAAAAGUCGCUCCUCUAGAUGUGGAUCCUACUGCCAGUCAGUCAGUGAGUCAAAACAUACAACCAUCAUAUAGUGUGUCGCGUGUCGUAGUGGUCACCGUGUGGUAGGUAGAAGAGAGAAGGAAACAAAAUAGAGUGUGCCUUGCCCACAACCUACUGUGGAGCCAAAACUGUGUUGAAGAAAAAAAUUAUCUAACUGCCACACAACGAAACCAAACGUAAACGGCAGCAGAGUGGCAGCAGUGCAGCGCCACGGCGCAUACAUAAUAAGAAAAGAGCAAUUCAUAAGAGGACCGAUCCUACACGCAACGCGCCAGCAACAACACCAGCAGAGGCCCCGAUAGCGGCGGCGGCGGCGGUGCCCCGAUGAAUACGACGCUGGCCGACGGCGGCAGUACGGAAUGGUCCACUCUGCACUGCAGCAAAGAUGCACUGACCGACUUUUUCGGUUGGUUCCUGCAGGGCAUCCUGGCCACGCUGGCCUUCACGUGUCUGAUCGGUAAACGUUUCUGCGAACCCCUUUACAACAGACGAUCAUGGGAAACGUGGUGGUACGAUACGUCGAAGCAAGGUAUCGGUGCCAUGGUGAUCCACAUGACCAACGUCUAUCUGGCCCCGCUGUUCCAGGGGGACCCCUGUACCUGGUAUAUUAUUAACUUCCUACUGGAUUCCACUAUCGGCUUAUUCAUCAUUUACAUUGGCAUUAAAACCUGUCAGUAUUUGGCGCGGAAGAAGAAAUGGGAUGCGAUCA